Messenger RNA from Rotaria sp. Silwood1, 486 nucleotides. The record is from the annotation of a GenBank genome assembly. Lineage: Eukaryota; Metazoa; Rotifera; Eurotatoria; Philodinida; Philodinidae.
AUGGGUGCAUUUGAUCCAUGUCCAUAUUUAACAUCAAAACAAUUAUUUUAUAUACGUCGUCGUAUUGUUGAACGUACACUUCGAUGUUCACCAACAAUUCAUCAUUUAUUUGAUUUUCGCUUAGUUAUACAAGAAACAAAUUAUAAUCAAGUUUAUGUACUUGUUUAUUUAUCAACAUUUGAAGAAUCCAAAGCUGAAAUACUAUUAUCAUUAUGUGAACCAGAUAUAUUUCUUCAAUAUGCACUUGAUUUAGUACCUGUACCUAUUUUACCAUUAACAUAUGUUAAUGUUAAUAAUUAUGGUAUAAGUGAAACAAAUACUAUAACAACAAAUAGUGAAAGAAUUUUUAAUGUAGUUGGUUAUGGUUCAACAUUACAAGAAGCAAAAAUGCAAUUAGUACUUACAUGUGAAUAUAUUAAACAACAUUUUAAUAUUGAUGAUCUAUUAUUUAAAUCUGAUGUUGAAGCUGAAGCUAUUGAAUGGUAA